AUGAAUCUCAUUGACGACAUUCCGCUCAAGAUUUGGGAUGUCAUCUCCACCGAGGUAGUUGACCCACAAGACUUUUACGGCCUCGCCCGCACUUGCCGCGCCUUCUACGACAGAUGGAAUACCGAGUUUCAGCUGCGUUUGGUGGGAUGGCGUAGCUUGGAAGGAAUUGAGAGUUUCAUCUGGCACCACCGCGAUAACCCUGAUGUAAGGGACCAGCCCAUGUCUCUCGCUGUGCAAACCCUCGUCCCUAUAAACUCCAACCUCAACACCCUAUUUGAAGAGCGGCCGUUUUGGCCAGACUUGUGGCACGACUGGUACACUCGUGUGCACCCUCCGAUGGAAAGCUCGGAUGGUGAUGCAACUCCCAGCCCAGGCCAGAUGCCCCGGCUCUGCGCUGCCUUCAUUCGUCUCUGCCACCCGUGGCAGUUUCUGCACAGGAUGCCGAGCUUCACGGCUAUAUAUGAACUUAGCCUAGAAAACGUGGAGAUAUCCUUUUCGGGCCUCAGCGUCAUGCUGCACCUCCCCCAGCUUCGUCGGCUCCGACUCAUUCACUGUUCAUUCAGGGCUCGGCCGCGUCAAUGUCUGCAUUCGCUGCCUUAUAUGCUCGGGUUGCCACUGACACAUCUGGCCCUGCUUCACUCAAGCGGAGAUGAGAGCUGUGAAGAUUUAGAGAAGGUUGCCGCCCUCGCAGCGUGCCCAAACCUCGAGCGCCUACAGUUCACCGGAUCUUUUCCUGUCCUUAGCGUUGUCUCCGGCGAUCAUAUCACUUCACUCCAAACAGCUCUUUCCCCUUCGACGCUGCUCUGCAACGUAGAAGCCAUUCUCCCGGCCAAACGAUCCUACAGAGACGUUUCUGGGAAGAUGGAUUACCGAAAGGCAGAGCGGAAUGCCACUCUUUUGUCACGUUUUCUUUCGCGCUGCCCAGCGCUUACCAAACUUACGAUUCGCGGAUAUGUACCUUGCCACCUAUCCAUUCCCGUCGGUGCGCUUCCCCGCUUAGAAACUCUCAGAGGGCCGCAAGCAGUCAUUGACUGCAUGACACAACGUGCGCCUGCGCUGCGGGUGUUAGACAUACAUGAUGGUCUGGCGGUACCGUCGGACGUGGCGCGUGGGCUUGGAGCUAUAGCAGAUAAAACAAAAAGGGAGGAUGGAAAAACCGGGAUAGAUGAAGUCCAUAUAUACACGCACCGGUGGGACGAAGAAAUUGCCUUAGCUGUGACGAAGUCGUUUUCCAAUCUGCGUACUAUUGACCUGCGAUACAGGGAGGGGCCGGGCGAGGUCUACAUCUUGAGCUUCGGACCCCGCUUGCUGUGCAACCUCCCUGCUCUUGAGCACAUGAGUCUGCAUAGCGUCUUUUACCAACAAAGUAAUAAGGAUGCUCCUCCUUGCGAUAUGCCCAAGGAAAUACUGGGUAAUUCCUUUGGCGAGGACGAGCGAGGUGUAGAAGUGGGUAUAAAACUGGAGGACUUGGAUCGUAAAUCCGCCACUGAGGAAGAGGAGGCGGAUCAUGCUGAGAUAGCGCACGUUUGGAAGAGGUACUGCCCUAGUCUCAUCGAGGUCGGGCUUGCAUGGGGUGUUCUAUGGAGGUAUGAUACGGAAUCCAGGACAUGGCGCAAGAGGACGUACUACUUUGAAGGAGGGAGCAGGGUGAUGUACAAUGAUUUAGCAUAA
Coniophora puteana RWD-64-598 SS2 is the source of this 1671-nucleotide messenger RNA. RefSeq lists its product as uncharacterized. The transcript is spliced from 2 exons. NCBI's taxonomy places the organism in Eukaryota, Fungi, Basidiomycota, Agaricomycetes, Boletales, Coniophoraceae. The record is from RefSeq and is a predicted model, not a curated record. The coding region runs from base 1 to 1671 and encodes 556 amino acids.